Molecule: messenger RNA, 2577 nt
Organism: Miniopterus natalensis
Lineage: Eukaryota; Metazoa; Chordata; Mammalia; Chiroptera; Miniopteridae
Gene: KLHL17
Product: kelch like family member 17
Molecular function (GO): protein binding
Source: RefSeq, a predicted model, not a curated record
GAUGGGUGCCAGGUAUGGGCCGUGGGGGGAGGAGUGGCCUCCUGGGUGCCCUGGCACCCUGACCUGGCACUGCCCAUCUGCAGCCCUGAGGCCGAGCGUGCGCGGAACCGGCAGGCCCGGCCCACAGCCCCCAUGGAGGGUGCCAUGCAGCUGCUGAGCCGCGAGGGCCAUACAGUGUCUCACAACUCCAAGCGGCACUACCACGAUGCCUUUGUGGCCAUGAGCCGCAUGCGGCAGCGUGGCCUCCUGUGUGACAUCGUUUUGCAUGUGGCCGCCAAGGAGAUCCGAGCACACAAGGUGGUACUGGCCUCCUGCAGCCCCUACUUCCACGCCAUGUUCACAAAUGAGAUGAGCGAGAGCCGGCAGACCCAUGUGACAUUGCACGACAUUGACCCUCAGGCCUUGGACCAGUUGGUGCAGUUUGCCUACACUGCUGAGAUCGUGGUGGGCGAAGGCAACGUGCAGACUCUGCUCCCAGCUGCCAGCCUUCUGCAACUGAACGGUGUCCGAGACGCCUGCUGCAAGUUUCUGCUGAGUCAGCUUGACCCCUCCAACUGUCUGGGCAUCCGGGGCUUUGCUGACACGCACUCGUGUAGCGACUUGCUCAAGGCAGCGCACAGGUAUGUGCUGCAGCACUUCGUGGAUGUGGCCAAGACCGAGGAGUUCAUGCUGUUGCCACUGAAGCAGGUGCUGGAACUGGUCUCUAGUGACAGCCUGAACGUGCCUUCAGAGGAGGAUGUCUAUCGUGCCGUCCUGAGCUGGGUGAAGCACGAUGUGGAUGCUCGGAGGCAGCACGUCCCACGGCUGAUGAAGUGUGUGCGUCUGCCCUUGCUGAGCCGGGACUUCCUGCUGGGCCAUGUGGAUGCUGAGAGCCUGGUGAGGCACCACCCUGACUGCAAGGACCUGCUCAUCGAGGCCCUCAAGUUCCACCUGCUGCCGGAGCAGAGAGGUGUCCUAGGCACAAGCCGCACUCGGCCCCGACGCUGUGAGGGUGCGGGCCCUGUGCUCUUCGCUGUGGGUGGUGGGAGCCUUUUUGCCAUCCAUGGGGACUGUGAAGCCUACGACACACGCACUGACCGCUGGCACGUGGUGGCCUCCAUGUCCACACGCCGAGCCCGGGUGGGUGUGGCAGCAGUUGGGAACCGGUUGUACGCAGUGGGCGGUUACGAUGGAACUUCAGAUCUGGCCACCGUAGAGUCUUACGACCCUGUGACCAAUACCUGGCAGCCCGAGGUGUCAAUGGGCACGAGGCGCAGCUGCCUGGGUGUGGCUGCCCUGCAUGGGCUCCUGUAUGCAGCCGGUGGCUACGAUGGAGCCUCCUGCCUCAACAGUGCCGAGCGCUAUGACCCCCUGACAGGAACAUGGACGUCCAUCGCUGCCAUGAGCACCCGCAGGCGAUAUGUUCGAGUUGCUAUGCUUGAUGGCAACCUAUAUGCAGUGGGCGGUUAUGACAGCUCAUCACACCUGGCCACUGUGGAGAAGUAUGAGCCCCAGGCGAACACGUGGGCGCCGGUGGCCUCCAUGCUGAGCCGGCGCAGCUCAGCCGGCGUGGCGGUGCUGGAGGGGGCUCUGUACGUGGCCGGCGGCAAUGAUGGUACCAGCUGCCUCAACUCAGUGGAGAGAUACAGCCCCAAGGCCGGUGCCUGGGAGAGUGUGGCACCCAUGAACAUCCGAAGGAGCACCCAUGACCUGGUGGCCAUGGAUGGAUGGCUGUAUGCUGUGGGGGGCAACGACGGCAGCUCGAGCCUCAACUCCAUCGAGAAGUACAACCCGAGGACCAACAAGUGGGUGGCUGCAUCCUGCAUGUUCACGCGGCGUAGCAGCGUGGGCGUGGCAGUGCUGGAGCUGCUCAACUUCCCCCCACCAUCCUCGCCCACGCUGUCCGUGUCGUCCACCAGCCUCUGACCCACGGCGGGACUGUGCAGAGGCUUGGCCCUGCAGCCUCCCACAUGCCUUAAGCCCCAGGGGGGCCCAGCGCCUCCCUGCCCUCGACCGUGUGUCAGGGUUGGGUCCCCUGGCCCCCACCAGGACGUCCUGUGCCGUCUGUCCGCUGUCUGUGUCCAUGCCGCAGGGCUCAUGUGUGUGCCAUUUAUUUAGUUUGUUUAUUUAUUCAGUAUUUAUUCAUGAGCAGUGCUGCAGCUGCCACUUCAGAAGUUUGCUCUGGAAGUUUCUUGUGUCUCUGGGACCAAGCUGCCAUCCCGGGUGUCUUCCCGCCCUGCUGGGGGCACCAGCGAGUGAUGGUGGACACUCAUGGGCGUGUGGGUCAGGGCCAGCUCAGACUCUGCAGACCUGGAGGGACCAAGGGGUAGAUGCAGAGCAGCCUGCCAGGGUGGGUGGGGGCGGCCUUCUAAGCAGGUGCAGGCCCCCCCAGCCUUCACUUUGCACAAUGCCCUUGCCUAGCGAGGCGGGCGCACUCCCAGGGAGGCAUGAAGGGGGCUUCCUGCCUGUGGACAAGGUGUCUUCUGGAUCCUGCACUGAGCUGGGCGCACACACGUGCCACAGAUCCCUCACAGCAAUAUGAGCCGACUUGAACAAUAAACAUAUUUCUUGGGCUCUGGGCCCGAGUCCAAGCGUGCA